Messenger RNA from Epinephelus moara (kelp grouper), 3623 nucleotides. Its product is annotated as intermembrane lipid transfer protein VPS13C-like. NCBI's taxonomy places the organism in Eukaryota, Metazoa, Chordata, Actinopteri, Perciformes, Serranidae. The record is from RefSeq and is a predicted model, not a curated record. The transcript has 19 exons. Gene Ontology annotation, biological process: protein retention in Golgi apparatus; protein targeting to vacuole; mitochondrion organization. The coding region runs from base 1 to 1959 and encodes 652 amino acids. Gene Ontology annotation, cellular component: extrinsic component of membrane.
AUGUCUGAGAGCUCUGUGUCGGACCCUGCUGUCGGGUCACCCUCAGGUGUGGUUUGGGAGAUGAAGCCGAAGAACCGGUGGAAGCCAUUCAGUCAGAAGAACAUUAACCUGCUAGAGAAAACGUACCAGAGUCAGCUGAGCGGGAAGAACGAGGGGGGCUGGGUCAGACUGGAGACCAACCUGGAGGUGAACCUCAGCGGAGCCAACAUGAUGAUGCGUCAGCCAUUUUCCUGCCCGGUCAGAAGGAACUUCCUGUCGGGGAUCCAGGUGGAGUUCAAACAGUCGCUGCACCAGCGCAGCCUGAGGGCACAGCUGCACUGGCUGCAGGUGGAUAACCAGUUGCCGGGCGCCAUCUUUCCCAUCGUCUUCCAUCCUGUUCCUCCUCCCAAAUCCAUCGCUCUGGACUCAGAACCAAAGCCGUUUAUCGACGUGUCCGUCAUCACCAGAUUCAACCAGCACAGCAAUGUGAUGCAAUUCAAGUACUUCAUGGCUCUGGUUCAGGAGAUGGCGGUGAAGAUUGAUCAGGGUUUCCUGGGAGCCAUCUUGGCUUUGUUCACACCUGCUACUGACCCUCAGGCUGACAGACAGAAGUCUCAGCUGCUAGAGCGAGAUCUGCAGCUGCUGCAGACGGAGCUGAUGGAGGCGUCGCUCACCGAUACGUCAGGACUCAGCUUCUUCGAACAUUUCCACAUCUCACCCAUCAAGCUCCAUCUCAGUCUGUCUCUGGGCUCCGGUGGCGAGGACUCAGCUCAGGAGCCAGCGGCGAUGCAGUCUCUGAACCUGCUGCUGAAAAGUAUCGGAGCGACGCUGACGGACGUUGACGACCUCAUCUUUAAACUGGCCUUCUUUGAGGUGAAGUACCAGUUUUACCGCAGAGAGAAGCUGAUGUGGGCGGUGGUCCGACACUACACUGAACAGUUCCUGAAGCAGAUGUACGUUCUGGUUCUGGGUCUGGACGUCCUGGGAAACCCGUUUGGACUGAUCCGAGGUCUGUCUGAGGGAGUCGAGGCCUUCUUCUACGAACCUUUCCAGGGCGCUGUUCAGGGUCCCGAGGAGUUUGCUGAAGGUUUUGUGAUCGGAGUCCGCAGCCUGCUGGGUCACACUGUCGGUGGCGCUGCAGGUAUGGUGUCCAGGAUCACGGGCUCAGUGGGUAAAGGUCUGGCUGCCAUCACCAUGGAUAAAGAGUACCAACAGAAACGACGGGAGGAGAUGAACCGACCACCCAAAGACUUUGGAGAGAGUCUGGCUAAAGGAGGGAAAGGGCUGUUGAAGGGAGUCAUGGGCGGAGUCACAGGCAUCGUCACCAAACCUGUGGAGGGGGCGAAGAAGGAGGGAGCGGCAGGGUUCUUUAAGGGCAUCGGGAAAGGUUUGGUGGGCGUGGUGGCGAGGCCAACAGGUGGCAUCGUGGACAUGGCCAGCAGCACCUUCCAGGGCAUCCAGAGAGUGGCGGAGUCAACGGAGGAAGUGACCAAACUGAGGCCGGUGCGUCUGAUCAGGGAGGAUGGGAUCAUCCGACCGUAUGACCUGACGGAGUCGCAAGGUUUCGACCUUUUUCAGCGCUCAGAUAUCAAACAGCUGGAAGGUGAAGUGUUCAGAGAUCACUGUCAGUAUCCUGGACACCGAAAGACCAACAUCAUCGUCACCAACAGGAGGGUCCUGUGUGUGAAAGAGAUUGACUUCGUUGGUCACUUUAACAGAGAGUGGGAAUGUUUGUUUGAGAACUUUUAUCGUCCUGCAUCUGUGACGGGAUCUGAGCUGAAGAUCUACUGCAAGGAGCAGCAGAAACUGAAGUUACCAAAGAAAGAUGGUCAGGACUCUGUGAGGAACGUUCAGCUGAGAGACCCAAAGACUGCACAGAAGCUGCACACGGCCAUAUCCGACGCUCAGGUGGCACAGCAGCAGCACCGCAUGGCGAGACAGAAGUCGCAGCGCUUCCUCAAACUGAGCAACAAACAAUGAGGUCACUUCCUGUUAAUACCGCUACUUCCUGUCAGCACGGCCACUACUUGUCGACACAGCCGCUUCCUGUUGGUACAACUACUACUGUCCACUUCUGAUGAUUCAGCUGCACCUAAACUGUGGGACAUUAACUGCCCAGUAUGACCAUUAACAGACCAGUGUGACCAUUAACAGACCAGUGUGACCAUUAACUGCCCAGUAUGACCAUUAACUGCCCAGUAUGACCAUUGACAGACCAGUGUGACCAUUAACAGCCCAGUAUGACCACUGACAGCCCAGUAUGACCAUUAACUGCCCAGUAUGACCAUUAACAGACCAGUGUGACCAUUAACAGACCAGUGUGACCAUUAACUGCCCAGUAUGACCAUUAACAGACCAGUGUGACCAUUAACAGCCCAGUAUGACCAUUAACAGACCAGUGUGACCAUUAACAGCCCAGUAUGACCAUUAACAGCCCAGUAUGACCAUUGACAGACCAGUGUGACCAUUAACAGACCAGUAUGACCAUUAACAGACCAGUGUGACCAUUAACUUCCCAGUAUGACCAUUAACUGCCCAGUGUGACCAUUAACUGCCCAGUGUGAACAUUAACAGACCAGUGUGACCAUUAACAGACCAGUGUGACCAUUAACAGCCCAGUAUGACCAUUAACUGCCCAGUAUGACCAUUAACAGCCCAGUGUGACCAUUAACUGCCCAGUGUGACCAUUAACAGACCAGUAUGACCAUUAACAGCCCAGUAUGACCAGUAAAGUUGAGUCAUGUGACCAUUAUAUGAUUUUGGUGUUCAGAUUUAAAUCAUUUAUAAUUUGAUCAGUUAAUAUUUGCAGCUGAACUCUGUUUGUUUGUUUGUUUGUUUGUUUGUUUAUAAACUCUGAUGAUUAAUAAUCAUAUAAAAAAAACCUGUCUGUUUCUAAUAAUAAUGAUGAUAAUAAACUUUAAUAUAAACCAGGAAGCAGCAGUGGACAUCGGCAGUUUUAGAAACAGACACCUGUUCAGGUGUCUUCAGGUAAACCGUCCAAAGAGCUGAUUGGACGCCGUGACUUUGAAUGUGAGCAGAGUCAUGAUGCAUUCUGGGUAAAAACCCUCGCUGGAGUCAUGUGAUGUCUAUUUGUUGUUGUUGUUUUAUUUAUAGUGCAGAUUAUUGUGAAACAUCAACAAUGACUUUCUGUCACUGCACGGAAACAUCAAUGAAUGAAUUUAAAUGCGCUGAGGACUUGUUUUUGUUUUUGUUUUGUUUCUUCAGUUUGGGGCUGUGGUUUAUUUUUGGCCCUGCUGUUUGCCUGCAGGCUGUAACGUCAUGUUUGAAGAUGAAGCCAUAAAAUCUUGUUGCACUAAAGGAAUGUUUACAGUAAUCAGUGUGUUGGUGAUGGUGAUGAUGAUGAUGAUGAUGAUGAUGAUGGAUGUUUGUUUGUUGUUCAUCUUCAUAAAAACAAACAUAAUAAAAACAAAUUUUAAUAAACUAUCCCUGACCUUCAUCUCAGGACUAAAUCUAAAAUGGCCGUCUAAUGAACACUGCGCUGGUAUGUGAUGUCAUUUCCUUUUUCUUUCUUUUUUUCACUUUAAUUUUAAUUGAUUUUCCUCAUUUUACACAUACAUCAAUAAACAGCACACGUGCCAUUAAAGACAAACAAAGAAAAUAAAAGAAAGAGUCAUGUCCUGUUG